AAUAUAUCAUUUACAAUGGUGCAGAUCAAAUUCCUGUUUGCCCUCUUGGCCGUGAUGACAAUUGUUGUCCUGGCGGCCAACAUGGCGGAUGCUGAUUUUCUAUCUGGAAAGUUUAAAGGAGGUUGCAUGAUGUGGAGUGGAGAGAAGUGCCGUCGCCUGUGCAAAGAACAAGGAGCAGUCAGUGGACAUUGCAGUACCAACUUUAAAUGUUGGUGCGAAGAAUAAUAAAUCGCAUAUAUUCCAAAGCUGUAAAUUGUUUUAAAUAAUUCCGUAUAUUGUAUUGUAAAGAGAAGUAAUAAAUAUGUAUGUUAUCAACCGCA
Molecule: messenger RNA, 320 nt
Organism: Drosophila takahashii
Lineage: Eukaryota; Metazoa; Arthropoda; Insecta; Diptera; Drosophilidae
Product: drosomycin
Biological process (GO): defense response
Source: RefSeq, a predicted model, not a curated record